This is a messenger RNA of Wallemia mellicola CBS 633.66, 983 nucleotides long. RefSeq names its product L30e-like protein. Bases 132 to 929 code for a protein of 265 amino acids. NCBI's taxonomy places the organism in Eukaryota, Fungi, Basidiomycota, Wallemiomycetes, Wallemiales, Wallemiaceae. Gene Ontology annotation, cellular component: ribonucleoprotein complex. The record is from RefSeq and is a predicted model, not a curated record. Gene Ontology annotation, biological process: ribosome biogenesis. The transcript has 2 exons.
AAGAUACCUAGAAUCACUAUCUUGUAUUAUAUUCAUUGAAUCGGUUGAAUAAUUUUAAUUUUUAAUUUUUACAAAUUUCUCACUUCAGAGAAGACGAAUCAGAACUUCUUAGGCUACAACUAUCAACUAAAAUGCCAAAGGCAGGAACAGGAAAGAAGCCAGCUCCAGCUCCUUACUCCAAGGCUAAGGCUACGAAGAAGGUUACCAACCCACUCUUCGAAUCUCAGCCAAAGUCCUUCGGCAUUGGUCAAGACAUUCUUCCAAAGACCGACUUGACCAGAUUCGUUAAGUGGCCAGAAUACGUUCGCCUCCAACGUCAAAAGGUCAUCCUCAACCAACGUCUCAAGGUUCCACCAGCAAUCGGUCAAUUCUCCAACACCUUGGACAAGAACACCGCUACUCAAGCCUUCAAGCUCAUGAACAAGUACCGUCCAGAGUCAAAGGUUGAGAAGAAGGCACGUCUCCAACAAGCCGCAGCUGCUAAGGCUGAAGGUAAGGAGGCUGCUGCUUCAGAGAAGCCACUCUUCGUCAAGUACGGUCUCAACCACGUUACCGCACUCAUCGAAGCCAAGAAGGCCAACCUCGUCUUGAUCGCUGAUGACGUUGACCCAAUUGAACUUGUUGUCUUCUUGCCAGCUCUCUGCCGUAAGAUGGGUGUCCCAUACGCCAUCGUCAAGGGUAAGGCUCGUCUUGGUACAGUCGUCCACAAGAAGACCGCUGCUGUCGUCGCUAUCCAAGACGUCCGCGCCGAGGACCAACAAGACCUCGCUGCUCUCGUCAAGGCAUGCAACGCCAACUUCGUCGAGAAGUACGAACAACACAGAAAGACCUGGACCGGUGCUCAAAGAGGUGGCAAGUCUAUUGCUAAGCUCACCAAGCGCGCCAAGGCAGCUGGCCAAGAUGUCUCUAAGGUGUCCACCAAGCUCUAAGCUCUGUCAAUUUGUUGUCAUGCAUGGAACUUACGUUAAUUGAAAUUAGGCUGA